Messenger RNA from Adineta ricciae, 651 nucleotides. NCBI's taxonomy places the organism in Eukaryota, Metazoa, Rotifera, Eurotatoria, Adinetida, Adinetidae. The record is from the annotation of a GenBank genome assembly.
AUGGUUUGCGUACAUAACCAAUCGUUAGAAAACUGGAUAGUAAUUAUCUAUUCUUCCGAAUUUGGUCUCAUUCAUGCACAACACGGCUGCAAUGAACAGACGUCUUCUUUGUCGAUGGCAUCGCCUCAGACACCACAAUUAAUCAUUCCCGAUGAUAAAACUCCCAAUGAUGCGAUCGAUACUUGUGUGUCUUCGACAUCUUCGAAAACAUUGCCGACUAUUGUUCCACCGCCAAGUGGUACAACGAGAAAAAAAUUAACUAAAAUCCUUUCGACGCAAUCGAGCUUUGAUUAUCAUCAUACGCCAUAUCCAAUCACGAAACGUUUUUCAAUCGAUGCUGAUCCUUCGUCGAUUAUUUCACAGAUACCCAUUAUCGAUCUAUCGAAUAGUCCGUUACAAAAAACAACAACUGCAACAGAUAUUGAUGGAAUGUCACCAUCAUCCAAACUUUCGUCUAGAACACCUUUGAACAAAGAAGCUUUAGUUACUCGAUCGCCAACAUUGAAAAAAAGCGAUAGUUUUCUAGAAAUUCCCUAUGAAAAAGGUGAAAUUGUUGAUUUAAUUAAGCUAGCCGACGAUCCGAAUGCUGCCGCACAUAUAACCGAUGAUGGACAAGAAGUUUUACUUGAACAUGCCGCUGUCUUACAAUAA